UUAGUGGCUCUGUCUGGAUCACCAAAAAUCAAACUAAGUGCCGAAGUGUCGAAAAUAACGAUCCCGGGCAGGAAGAAAUGCUAUCGGCUGUACGGUAAAUUUGGUUAUGGUAUCUGUGAUCUGAUGACUCUGGAAGAGGAACCUCCACCGAACAUCAAUGAACCGAUUCUUUGUCGACAUCCGUUCCUGGAAAGUAAACGCGCACUUGUAAUUGCACAACGAGUUGAAGAAUUGCAGCUGAAAUAUUGGGAUAAUGGGAAAAUUUUGCAGCCGCUACCAAGUUUAAGCGGAAUGCGACAAUACGUCAAUGAAUCGUUGGAUCGUACACGUAGAGAUCAUCGACGACUGUUGAAUCCAACUCCGUAUAAGGUUUCGAUUCCGUUCGAUGUGUCUGUGAGCGAAAAACUCUACGAUUUUUUGCAUCUCAUUUGGCUUCAGAACGCGCCAAUAGGUCAA
Molecule: messenger RNA, 456 nt
Organism: Anisakis simplex (herring worm)
Lineage: Eukaryota; Metazoa; Nematoda; Chromadorea; Rhabditida; Anisakidae
Source: the annotation of a GenBank genome assembly